UGCCAUUUCUUGAUUUCUCUCCAAGAGACCGACUCAUAUCUUUCUCUCUUAGUGCCAUACUAGCACUUUAGUUUCUUAAAUAAAAGAAAGAGAGAACAAUGGAUGUGGUUGGUGAUCUUUUACCAUUCUUGGCUAUGGUUCUUGUACAAUUUGGCUUUGCAGGGAUGAAUAUUAUUUCAAAGCUUGCAAUGGACUCCGGCAUGAAACCACUUGUUCUUGUCGCUUAUAGGCAAAUUUUUGCCACCAUUGCCAUGGUCCCUUUUGCUUAUUUCUUCGAAUGGAAAACAAGACCCAAGAUUACAAAGGAGCUGCUGUUCCAGAUUUUCAUAUGUUCACUUACUGGGGCAACUGGAAACCAGGUCUUUUACUUUAUUGGGCUUCAAAAUUCUACCCCAACAAUUGGAUGUGCACUAACUAAUAUACUCCCUGCUGUCACUUUUAUUCUUGCAGUUCUUCUCAGACAAGAAUCUGUUGGAAUAAAGAAAUUAUCAGGGCAAGCUAAGUUGUUGGGUACAGCAAUAUGCGUAGGAGGAGCCAUGUUGUUGUCAUUUUACCAUGGAAGUAGAAUCAAUGUAGGAGAGUCCAGCAUUCAUUGGAAAUAUGCAGAUGAUAUCGGUAGUCAAAAUUCUAAUGAUGGUUCAAAAUCAAACUUCAUUUUAGGCCCUUUAUUUAUAUUGGCUAGUGCUGUUUGUUGGGCAAUAUGGUUUACAAUUCAGGCCAAAGUAAGUGAAAAAUUUCCCGCUCCUUACACAAGCACAUUUCUACUGUGUUUCAUGGGCAGCAUUCAGUGUGUUCUGAUUGGCUUUGGUGCCAAUCAUGAAGCAGCAGAUUGGUCAUUGCGCGAUCCGGGUCGCCUUGUUGCAGCUCUUUAUGCAGCAAUUGUGUGUUCUGCUCUAGCAUUUUCCCUCACUUCAUGGAGUAUCCAAAAGAAAGGAGCACUUUAUGUCUCAGUGUUCAGCCCCUUGUUGCUGGUUAUUGUUGCUGUUCUAAGUUGGGCAUUGCUUCGUGAGAAAUUAUAUGUCGGAACUGUUGUAGGUUCUGCGUUGAUUGUGGCCGGUCUCUACGCAGUUCUGUGGGGGAAAGACAAGGAAAUGAAAUUGAAAGUUAUUGAAGAAAUAGAAGCAAGAAAGCAAAUCAAUGACCUUGAGUUGCAGCUGCCUGCAAAAUCUAAUGGCACUUAUGGUCUUGAAGCUAAAGGAGAGAAAAAGUGAAGCAAGUUAUCAAAUCAUCUGUUUUAAUCUCCUUAAUUUGAGUUUUAGUUCUUAAUUAUGUAAUUAGAUGAUUACCCUUUGAAGUGUGUGGGGGGUUGUAGUUUUAGAAGAGAGUGACUUUUUGAUUACCUUUUCUUCAAUUGUCUUAUUUUAAGAGCAAUGAAAUGAAGCUAUUUUCUCUUUUUGGAAUAAAA
Messenger RNA from Jatropha curcas, 1405 nucleotides. It is a transcript of the gene UMAMIT25, whose product is annotated as nodulin MtN21 /EamA-like transporter family protein. Gene Ontology annotation, molecular function: transmembrane transporter activity. The record is from RefSeq and is a predicted model, not a curated record. Gene Ontology annotation, cellular component: membrane. Lineage: Eukaryota; Viridiplantae; Streptophyta; Magnoliopsida; Malpighiales; Euphorbiaceae.